GCCAAUCUAUUCAACCCGUCCGUGUCCACACCAUGCGCGACAGUGACAUGUUCUCAGCUUAUAUACUCCGCUGCUGAUCGCUGUUUACGUGGUUGGCAUUUCCUUGUCUUUGUCCACUUUCGUCCGCCCUCCACAGAUUAAUGAUCAAUCUGUAACACACGUUCGCGCCACUUGGCCUUGCUUGGUCUUCCCGCCGGACACACCUACUGUUUCACUCGUUUGGUAAUACUACGCCGAAGACGUUUCUGGCGAGGACUUCGACAUGCCCUCGGCUGCGACGCUCUUCUACCUGGCAGUCUUUUCGCUGCUGGGGACGUCGUACAGCAAGAGUGGCGCUUCUGCGCCCUCGAAAUCGAAAGAUGUCGGCUCAAGUGUCUGCGACGUACGUCCCACCAAGUCGACGACUCCCUUUCGCCUGAGGCAUAGAGCUCAAAGAACUUUCUCGCAGCUUGAACCAAACUCGGUCGUUUCCGAUGCAUGCGCUUCAUAUUCGACGCUCGAAGAUCUAAACACCGUCAUACAUCCUCACUUGCACGCCGUCACUCAAGACACAGACUUUUUCUCUCACUACAGGCUGAACCUCUUCAACAAGGUCUGUCCGUUUUGGUCCGACGAAAAUGGCAUGUGCGGAAACAUCGCAUGUGCAGUGAACACGCUGGACAACGAGGAAGACAUUCCUUUGCCGUGGCGGGCUGAGGAGUUGGGUAAGCUGGAGGGGCCAAAGGCCCAGCAUCCUGGAAAGAAACUUCAGCAGGAACGACCAGCGCAACGACCACUUCAGGGCCAACUGGGCGAGGAUGUUGUCGAAAGCUGCGUUGUGGAAUAUGACGACGAGUGCGACGAGCGGGAUUAUUGCAUACCGGAAGACGAGGGUGCCGGUAGCAAAGGCGACUAUGUGAGCUUGGUGGACAAUCCAGAGCGAUUCACAGGAUACUCUGGCACCGGUGCGCAUCAUGUGUGGGAUGCCAUAUACCGCGAGAACUGCUUCCACAAGUCUGCACCUAGCCCUCCCGGCUCCUCGGACCAAAUGUCGCCCAACCAGCUGCUCCAAAUGGGAGCUGCUAACGACCUAAGGAACGUGAUCAAGUCGCACGAGCUAUCCCAAGGCAUGCAACAGGCCAUUGCACGCGGAGAUGAAAGCUUCUCCAUCGACGAGCUAGACUUCGACGACCAGUGUAUCGAGAAACGCGUUUUCUAUCGGGUCGUCAGUGGUAUGCACGCUUCGAUCAGUACGCAUAUCUGCGCCAACUACUUUAACCAGACCACCGGAGAAUGGUUCCCCAAUCUCACUUGCUACAAGCAACGCCUCCACGAGUACCCUGAACGCAUCUCCAACCUCUACUUCAAUUACGCCCUCCUCGUCAGAGCUGUCGGCAAGUUGGGCAAGCAAUUACAAAGCUACACCUUUUGUUCUGCCGAUCCUAGUCAAGAUCGGCAUACUAAGGCUCUGGUGCAGUCGCUGAUCAAAGCCAUUGGAAGCGGCGGCGAGGUCUUUGAUGAGACAGUCAUGUUUAAGACGCAGGAGGCGGCAGGUCUAAAAGAGGAAUUUCGUAGCCGCUUCCGGAACAUCAGUCGAGUCAUGGACUGUGUAGGCUGCGAUAAGUGUAGGCUGUGGGGUAAGCUUCAGACAAACGGUUAUGGCACGGCUCUUAAAGUGCUGUUCGAAUUCGACGAGAAGAAUCCGGAGAACAAUCCCCCGAUCAGGAGGACUGAACUUGUUGCGCUGCUUAACACCCUCGACAGGGUGAGCCACAGCUUGCAAGCCAUCGUCGAUUUCAGAAGACAGAUCGAGCAGGAGGAGUCUGCUCAUGCGCACGAAGAAUGGUUGAAAGGCCGUGAGCCCGCCAGUAAGACGCAGGUCGGCAACAAGACUAGAAAGGCAGAACUGCUCGACGACGGCUUCCCCGACAUCAACCGAAGGAACGAUCCCAACAUGACCUUGAGUGAGAUUUUCAUGGAUGAGUUGAACAUCAUCUGGAGCAUGUACAAAUAUGUUCUGCGGAGUUGGAUCGAAUUUCCCGCCAAAGCUUUCCGUAUCUCCAUCUGGGAGAUGAACAGAUUUUGGUGUUCCUUCCUGGGAUUGAGAGUCCCUGAGAGGAAUUGGGAAUGGCGCAUACCAUCGCCUGGCACAAGGCAACAGAUAUUUCAUGAGCGCGAUGAAAUAUGAGACGAAGUACUCGUCCUGGUACAUCUUUCAGCACAUAUCAAAAGCAUAAGGGGCGUUUUGGAAUGGUGAAGCAUUUUUUAGGCGCAAGGGAGCGAUAGACUCGCCGCCCAACAGUUUCAUAGUUGGCGUAACUCGGAUAGCGUCCAAGAGAAUCAUCUCAACUUGAGAUCUUCCCCAGCGAUUUAAACUUGACCAUGCCAUGAUAUCAGUGUUCACACAUGACUCUCGCGUCGCAAAGGAAAAGAAAAAUGGGUAGAUUUAACAGCGUGCCCUAAGAUCGAGCACUGCCCAAGGACAGGAAAAUUAUUACUGUUCUAGUCGUAUGCACGGCAAGAUUGGAACAAAGUGUCGGCAGCCUGCCGAAUCGCAUUGUAUCUGGUAUAGAGCAGAGAACAGCAUUGUAACAAAAGAUGCAGAAGAAUAGACGGAG
Molecule: messenger RNA, 2597 nt
Organism: Verruconis gallopava
Lineage: Eukaryota; Fungi; Ascomycota; Dothideomycetes; Venturiales; Sympoventuriaceae
Exons: 3
Coding region: 263-2167 (634 amino acids)
Biological process (GO): protein folding in endoplasmic reticulum
Cellular component (GO): endoplasmic reticulum; endoplasmic reticulum membrane
Molecular function (GO): protein-disulfide reductase activity; thiol oxidase activity; FAD binding
Source: RefSeq, a predicted model, not a curated record